Messenger RNA from Carica papaya (papaya), 1762 nucleotides. Its product is annotated as Phosphotyrosine protein phosphatases superfamily protein. Gene Ontology annotation, molecular function: phosphoprotein phosphatase activity. The record is from RefSeq and is a predicted model, not a curated record. NCBI's taxonomy places the organism in Eukaryota, Viridiplantae, Streptophyta, Magnoliopsida, Brassicales, Caricaceae. Gene Ontology annotation, biological process: protein dephosphorylation.
UCUCUCUUUCUCUCUCUUCUGUUUCAUAGUUUGUUAGGGGCAAAAGGUUGAGUAGAACGCAGGCGAUUCUCUGUGUCUCCUCUCAAAUUCAACAAAAAGAAUAGAAAUUUCUAGGUUUAGGGUUUUCCGAAAUCUGUUGAUCGCCCUGAAUCCUGAUAGUGGAUUUCAGUUAAACAGCUUUUUAUAACGUUGCCGUUUCCCGGAAGCGUUGUUGUGGUCCGAUCAACCGCCUUUUCGGUCGAAAUAUGGUGGUGAUUACGGCGAGGAAUCAAAAUUUGGUUUUUCCCGGGCUAUUUCCUGUUAAUCUCCUUCCGAUUUUGAUUUCUUGUAGAAUCUUCCGGAUUUGUCUUAGGAUCCUGUGAGGAAAUAGGGUUUCUGUUCUUUGAAAUGCAAAAAUUAUGUACCUUGUUGUAUAGAUCCAAUUGUGUAAAUAUUUCUUCUCUUUGUAUACUCAGAUAAUCGGGUGAAUAGGGUUGGCUUUGAGUAUUUGGGUAUUUGUUUUCUGAUCUUGAUUUUUCAGUUGAGUUGAGGCUAUGUAUAUUGAGGAGUUGAGAAACGAUGAAGAAGUGGAGAGUGUCGUUGGGGCAAAAGAUGGAAGCAAGAAUUCUUAUCCGAGUGACGCUGUUUUGGAGGAUGGUAGAAGCAUAGUUUUCUGGGAUGCAAAGAGAGCAUUGGUUGGUGCAGGUGCUCGUGCACUCUUUUACCCGACUCUACUUUACAAUGUUGUUAGGAAUAAGAUACAGUCUGAGUUCCGCUGGUGGGAUCGGGUUGAUAAGUUUAUACUUUUAGGUGCUGUUCCAUUUUCUACUGAUGUUCCAAUUCUGAAGGAGCUCGGUGUAAAAGGAGUUAUCACGCUAAAUGAGCCCUAUGAGACUUUAGUUCCAUCAUCUCUUUAUCAAUCUCAUGACAUUAACCAUUUGGUGAUUCCUACAAGAGACUAUUGCUUUGCACCAUCAAUGAGUGACAUUUGCCAAGCUGUAAACUUCAUUCAUAGAAAUGCAUCUCGAGGACUAACUACUUAUGUUCACUGUAAAGCUGGCCGUGGCCGCAGUACAACCAUUGUUAUAUGUUACUUGGUUGAACACAAGCAGAUGGCACCUGAUGCAGCAUAUGAUUAUGUCAAAUCAAUCCGACCAAGGGUGCUUUUAGCUUCCUCUCAGUGGCAGGCUGUUCAGAAAUACUACCAUUUUAAAGUGAAGAAAUAUGGUGUCUAUGGUGAUAUGGCAGCUCUAGUUUUAAAGAAUCUGAAGUCAUCCCCUUCUGAAGAUGUUGAAAAUCUUAUGGCAUUUGAUGAUGGGUCCAUGGUGGUUGUAUCAAAAGCAGAUGCUGAGGGAUAUGACCCAAUGCUUGAAUCAAGUGGUUUGGGAAGUGAGAUAUGGGCAGAUCUGAGUGUGGUGUAUCGGGUGAAAGUUGCUGGUCAAGCUGCACUGGCAAGAAUAUCUUGCCUGUGGUUUCGCUGCCACGCUCACCAAAAGAUUGGCAGUGAGAAGAUUGGCAGAGAGAGCAGCUGCGCAAUAAGGGCUGAUUCCUUGGGAGGUAUCAGUGUAGACAUCCAGGUGUAUUGAGGAGGGAAAACUGCAUAAGAUGUUGGAGUCCAUAUGUCUGCUUUUUUUAGAGUGUUGGUACAUAAAAGUGUCUCGAAUAAUGUUUGGUUAGACAGAAGCAGAACACUGUUUCUUGUACUUACUACCCCCUUGUAUAUUGAGUUAAGUCGUGUUGAAUUGAAAAUCAGAAUAUUUGCUUUUGAAUUUUAAUGAAGAAA